AUGGCCAACCCCGAGGAGAGCAACAAAACUAAAGACAAAGAGGCUGACACACAACAGACUACAGUAAAGAAAGGAGGAAGCAGCAGCAAUAGUGUUGGAACAGGGGAGGAUACGUCAUUAAGAGGUGGACGGAACCGAUUCUGCAAACAGUGUAAAUUUACUUGCAAAGAUUCUCGUGAAUUUUCGCAGCAUCAAUUGUCUGCACACGGUGAGUCUGAGGAAACGCGCAGCUCCCAAAAUUCAUUGUGCAAAGAAAACAGCAGUCGAAGAGGGAGCACAAAAUCCCAAAGCCCCCAGUCAGCAGGCUAUCACAAAACUGACCACUUGGCUGGCAGCAACAGUAAUAAUACUUCUAAAAUGAACCGUGAAGUCGAUGAAAAUACAGGAGAUCACAUCUAUAAGGACACUGAAGAAGAUGAACUCGACGAUCGUUUGGUAAUUGCUGAAGAACACGACGAGUCAUAUUCUCAUACGCCCAUAAGAAGUGGAAAUAUUCAAAACCGAACGUAUAUUUGCCCAUCCUGUGAUUUUUCAUCGACCAGCGCGAAAGUAUUUCUUCAUCACCAGAAAGAUAUUCAUGGUAAAGACUUCACAAUCUAUGAAUGUGAUGUGUGUGAUUAUGCAACACGAUACAAGCAGAAACUUCCCCGUCAUCGUAAGCUUCACUUUCCUGGACUAGAAUUUAAUAAUAGUUCCUCUGGUGCUACGGGUUCCAUGUCAGUGUCUGAUAACACGGCCGACAAUUCAGACAUUGCUAUGGUAGGUGAGGACGACAUUCGUAGAAAACUAGAUGAUGAUUUAGAGGAUGAAUUAGAUGAAGAAGAAAUGGACAUCACCACUGAUGAAGGCCUAGUUAUUGAUGAUACAAUGAAGCAAAAGACAAAACGUACUCGGCAGGAGGUCGAUCCUGCCAAGUAUAUUGAAGUGAUGGAUGAUUCUGGUAUUAAGUAUUCCUGUUCAAAAUGUGGCAAUAUCUACAAAUGGCGCAAGUCUCUAAACAAACACUGGAAAGAGAAGCACGCAGAUGAAAAAUUGGAUGGUCUCAAAGCUGUGCCCCCAACUUUGAAUCCUGUAAAACACAUUUCUUCAAAAAGUGCUCAUGAAUAUAUGAGACAAGAGGCUUGUGAUAAAUUUGCGUUCAAAAAGGAAAGUAAGCCAAACGGCUAUACAGAGGAAGAAAGUGCUUGUGGUGAUGUAUCGUCAUCUGUCAGUGACUGUGUUAUGCCUAAGAUGAUUGGUCCAUUCAUCACCAAUUCCUAUGUCCCCAUAUAUUCAACAGAAAACAGUCAGUCAUCUUCAGGGCAGCCAGGAGUAGACCACGAAGCCCUUGAUCUGUCCAGCAAGCCUACAACCUCUUCAUCCAGAAGCACACAACGAGAACCCCUUGAUUUCUCUUUUAAAAAAGAGCCAUUCAUGCCAGUUACACCAGAAAUGGUAGCUGUGAAAGCCGAGCCAAUUUGGGAUGAUGAGAAUGAAAUGUCCAAAAAUCCUGAAGACUCUCAGCAGGCAUCUCCAGUCUUGCAGUGCAUUAAGUGUGCAUUUGUUGCCAAGACCUUCGUUGAUUACAGUUCACAUAUGGCUGUGCACUUGAAUAAGCGGGCUUUCAAGUGUGCUGAGUGCCAGCAGCAUUUUAACUGUGUAGAAGAACUUAACAAUCAUUUCGGAAAGGCCCAUGUUGAAAAGAUUCAAGAACAUCGAGAUGUCAUUCAAAAGAUACCACAUGGACUCCAGCAAACUUAUCAUUUAUUACGGAUGCCCUUGGCAUCAAGUGAAUUUAGCCCUACUGAAAGCCGACAAUUAAAAUGCAGUCGUUGCGAUUUUGUUGCAAAAUGGCCAGCUGAACUCCAGAAACAUGCUGUAUCACACUCAGAAGAACGUCCUUUUAUUUGCAUGGUAUGUGGCUCAACAUACAAAUGGAAGUGGGACCUGGUAAAACAUUUUGAGAAGAGUCACUCAACUCUUACCAAUCCCUACAAAAGACGACCAACAGUAUCUGGUCCGAAUGGGUCCUGCAUUGGGUCAGAUUCUACUAUAACUACUGUCUCAAGAACUGCCGAUGCCUUGGUUGACCGAAAUCUUGAUUCUUUUAUACUAUCCCCUAUGAAGAAAAGAAGAUUAUCUGAAACUGAUUUGACCUCUGCCCUUCAUCCAUUUUACCAGGAGGAUGCCAAGCAGGCAGAAAUUGGCACAAAAGAAAAUCGAAAUUCCUUUGACACUUUCCGGCACAACAACAGAACCCCUCCUAUCAAAACACAUGAACGUCCAUCUUCAGUGCCCCCAAAUUUCAACCAUGUGACAGACAAAAAUUUCCAGAAUGAUAAAGAAUCUGAAGAUAAUGGUAUACCUGGGCUCCAAAUUACUAAUGUAUUUUCGUUGGUGAAAGAGAAGCCUAUGUUGGCUACAAGCGAAUCCCAGGAAGCCAGCACAAGCCAAGUAUCUGCCAGUCAACAGAGUGCUGAGCAGCACCGUGCUGUCAAUGCAGCUCUUAGGCAGCGUAUAAAUAUGUCAAAUAACAGGAGUCGGCGCCAGACUUCCCUGAAUUCCAAUGAAAAGGAUAAAUCCUGUGCAGAUAUUCUUUUACCUUAUAAGUGUACUCUUUGCCAAUACAGGGCUCGUUGGCCGUCGGAAAUAACACAACACAUGAAAAACCACUCUGAUGAAAAGCCAUUCUGUUGCCCUGAAUGCAGUUACAAGAGCAAAUGGAAAUGGGAUGUUGUAAAGCAUAUGAAGAGAUGUGGAGGUGGGACUGUAAAAGAUGUUAUCGAUAACAGUAAACAAAAGAGUUGUGGUCCUCCUAAUGUUGUUCUUGCUGUGCGGGAAGAGCCCAACAACAAUCAAAACAUUCCCAAACUUUCUAAUACCCAUGUUGCCAAUGGGGAAACAACUCCGAUCUCUUACAAGAACAGUGCCAGCCGGGUCUCAACACCGUCAGCUGCUUCAGUAGCCGCAACAGCAGCAGCUACUGCAGCAACGGCAGCAGCAGCUGCAACAGCAGCUGAUGGGCGAUCUCACUCACAGUCACUUCUUGAUCUGAGACGGGAUUCCAGUUCUUCACGGCCUAACCCUGUUUUUCGAGGUUUGGUUAAUGAUGGUUUGUACCACUGUCUCGAAUGCCAAUUUAUUGGUCACAGCCCUGCAGAACUGAAACGGCAUGCUUACUUACACUCUGAAGACAAACCGUAUGUCUGUGAAGUUUGUUCUUACAGUUCCCGCUGGAAGUGUGAUUUAAAGAAACAUAUCCGCACUUAUAAUCAUCAUCACCCACAAGAUCCUACAGCUUCUCAUUCAGAUGGUUCUGACCAACCCAAUCAAGGCUCAACUACGUACGACCACUCUUCAUCAUUCCAGUCACAAAUGGAUGAGAAGCUUAACAAGGAUGAUGACUUCCCGGAUGACGUUGAUACAAGAAGUGUCUCCAGUUUCUAUUCUGCCGAUUAUCAGAAACCCUUAAAAGAACCUGUCAAACAAAGCUGCACCAAAUGCAGUUUUGUUACUGAUGAUUUAGCUGCUUUUUUGCAACACAGAUUAACACAUGAUAACAGCCACACAUCAAACAACAAUGGUGGCAGCGGUGGCGGUAGCAGCAGCAGCAGCACUUCCUCCAGCAUCUCUCAACAAACCUCAGUGCCUAUCAAUGCUGUUUCGUCACGGACUCGUCAUCUAAAAAACCGUCGAAAACCAAUGAAGCAAUUCCGAUGCCCCAAAUGUCCAUUUGUUUGCCUAACUGAGCAUGAUCUCUCCAUCCAUGAGGGUAGACAUAAGCCACAGGGUUCAAAUGCUGUCAAAUGUUUCUAUUGUGAUUUCAGUGUCCUUAAUAGCAAUAAGGUUGCCCUGAUCCAGCACCUUCAUUUGCAUCCGGAAUUUGACCCCUCGGAUAAGUCUAAGUUGAAGGAAAUCCUCAACUAUUCAAACCUUUUGGAUGUUUGGCAAGCAAAUGAAGAUAAUGAAGAAAUGGAUGAUGUUUCUUAUGAAUAUUAUGAACCUCCUGAGCAAAUGGAUGUAUACAGAGAACGGCCUUCUAUGGCUGAGCAAAAGAAAGAGGAAAAAGAAGUAGAAAUUCAAGCUCUGGCAUUUGAAGAACCACAGCCGGUGAAUGGUAUGAUGCCAAAAAAAGAGCCCAACAUGAGUGCUCGACUCCAAUGUGAAUGGUGUGAGGCAGCUUUUGUUCAUAUCAGUACACUUUAUCAACAUGCCAGAUCUGUGCACCCAAUAUUAUUGCAGCAACAAGAAUAUGAAAACAAUAUCAAAUAUGAUGACUUUCCUCCUGCCACAUACAAUGGCAUGGCUGUCAGUCAGAAUUCUACAUUCAAUGUAAUCCUACCCAAAAUUGCUCAAACUCCGAAAAAGAUUCAGCCAAGCACUGUAAUCAAGCCAAAGAAGAAUCCUAGCCCAGGCAAGACAGGAGGCCCCUUCAAAUGUCAGAAAUGUCCAUUUAUUGGAGCCAGCUCCAACACAUAUUCUCGACAUAUGGAGCGUCAUGGCAGCAACUGCAAACAUACAUGUUUGUACUGUGACUACAGCAUUGAUCGACUGAACCUGCUUCAUCAACAUAUGCGAGGCAGCCAUGGGCAUGAUGUGAAGCAGUCACCCCUCAACAGCUCAAAUUCAGAAAAAUCUGUCCACAAUGGACUCUCCAAGGCUGAAACUCCAAACAGAGUGAUCCUCACUACACCAACAUAUAUCCAAAAAAAUGAGAGCUCCAAUGAGACUCAUUUGAGAUUGAUUGCACCAAAACCUGUUGAGAUAAAAAACAAUGAGAUUUCAACUUCUCUUCCUAUCCUUGAAAAUAAUCCAAAUGGGAAAUAUCUGUACAGAUGCCCGACCUGUUCAUUUACCAGCCCAAAAGUAAAUGCUACAAUGUCACAUAUCCGCACACAUAGCACAGGUAAUACAUUUGAUGCAAAACCAUUGCCAGUAAACAAGCAGACAGAAUACAAAAACUUUAUUCAUACUCAACAGCAAAGUGGCAAAAAAAUAGGCUCUAACUGUUCACUAGACAAUUCCUUCCAAAGUAGUUGUGAUUGUAAUGACAUACAGUUGGGACAACCAAAAAUGCAUUCACAACAAUCCUCUCAAGUAAGCCUCAAGAAUGUUUUCGCUUGUCAGCAAUGUCCAUUCAAGACAACCAGUAAGGACUCCCUCCAAGAGCACCAAGAACUACAUGGUUACAAAGGACAGUACCAGUGUGAAUUUUGUAGUUUUAGUGUAGAUCACAUCAAUUUAUUCUGUGACCAUUCUGCACUCCAUAGUAACAACAAUAAUUUGGUAAAUAGUAACAACAGUGACAAUGAUAACAACAACAACAGCAUCAGUAACAAUAUGUCUGUACAAAACAGCAAUAAUAAUGCUAGCAAUACCAAUAGUGGCCACCAUCCUCUCCACCAGCAUCACAAUCAUCAAAGCAAACAGAUCCCCACUCAGGCAGACACACGAUUUGUUACCACAUCUCAGCCGAAGGUCAACCUCCAUCGUCCAUUCGGGGGUGUACAGUUUCGAUCAAAAUAUGACAGUGAGCGUCGCAACAAGUUGAACAUUCAGCAAAUGCUGAAACAGGUUAAGAACACUGGCCGUGUGCGGUACAAAUGCAUGCAGUGUCCGUAUCGCACCUGCUGUAAAAACAACAUUAUCAAGCAUCGUAAACAGCACAUAAUCAAAAGUCGAUAUAAGUGCCCAUAUUGUAACUACAGUGCUGCCCGCAAAUACCUCCUGCAGCAACACCUCAAAUUUCAUCGUGACGAGCCUGGCGAACAAGAGAAAGACUUUCAGGAUGUUGUGCUGGACCCCUAUGAUGAGAAUUCUGUAAAAAGCCUUAAAAAUAGUAGUGACCUGCUAAAUGCUGAAAAGAAAACCUUACAGACUUCAGUCUCUUCUUCUUUAGUAAGCGGUCGAUUUACAGUACAGCCCGAUGAAACGGAGAGUGUGAAGAACCUGCCGAAAAGCAUUUCUGUUCCCAAUCAGUCAGAGGAACAUUCUAAAGAAGGUGAAACCAACAGUAAUGCUGAUGAUCAAAAGGGCAAACAUUUUCAAUGCAAUGCUUGCCCAUUCAGCUGUAGUACAUCAUACGAAUACCAGAAACAUUGCCAAUGUCACAAUGCUCAGAUGAAAUAUACCUGUGAUUUUUGCAGCUAUAGUGUGGACCGUUACAAAUUGUUGUCCCAACACCAGCAUCUGCAUAUCCCACAAUCAACCUAUGUCCCAUCAGAAGACCUCCCCAGCAACAUGGACACCACAGAUGAGAGCUCUAAUGCCCCUGAAAGCACCUGCUCACCUCAGACCAAAGAUGCAAUCAAGGACAAGCUCUUCAAAUGUCCAGUAGUCACCAAAGAGGUGGAUAGUAACCAACUGUAUGAAACUGACACCCAACUUGAUGGCAACGAUGAAGCCAUGCGCUACAAAUGUCCGCUCUGUCCUUACAUGUCGAAUUCUUUGAAAAGUUUCAAUGUUCACUCGCGCAUGCAUGGACUGAAGCGGAAAUACAAAUGUGACUAUUGCAACUGGAGUGCUGACCGGUUGAAUCUUCUUAACCAACACCGCAAAGUGCAUUCCAGGGAGCCAAAUUUCGAUCCAAAUCCAGAUGAACUGACUUUCCUUAAUCGAGAAGCGGCACUGCAACAUAAGGAGACAGUGCCUCCUCUGAAACACUUUAGUAAAACGACUACCCGACUGUUGGGUAAAAAACAAUACUCUUGCAAAAUGUGCCUGUUUUCUUGUAAUAACAAGAGUUCCUUCGUAAGCCACAUGGGUUUGCACCAUUCUCAUCCACGGUAUCUUUGCAAGUAUUGUGGUUAUAGCACUGACCGACGGAAUCUCUACCAGCAACAUGAAAAGAGCCACAUUUCUCAGGGUGAGGAAGCCAUUCCAGCUGAUGGCAAGAUGAACACCAAAUCAAGAAUUCGAUGUCCUAAGUGUCCUUAUCAUUGCUCUGCUGAACAUCUACUCAGUUCUCAUAUGAAAAUGCAUGAAUCGGAUCAGCGCUAUGUGUGUGACUAUUGUAAGUUUUGCACUAGUAAUUACUAUGUUUUUCACGAGCACUUGGAAAUCCACAAUGAAGCAUCCCAAAAACCUGAAACAGAUGAGCGCAACAAUGAAAGUGCUACAGGAGAGGAAAAAUAUGACGAGAACGAGUCUGAUGACGAGUACAGCUGUGAUCUUUGCUCCUUCUCUACAACAUCAAUUGAUGAGAUGAGGCUCCAUGAGUCUCAGCACGAAGGCCUCGAUGAUGAGAUAUCCUGCCCCUACUGUUCAUUCACCUGUACAAAAGAAACUGACAUAAAGCAACACGUUACUGUGCAUCAAUGUGGUAAAGCAGAGAGUGCCACUGACUCCCAAGAAAUUGAAAAAGUUGCUCCUGAAGACUUAACUCUAAAUCAAAACAAUACUUCACCUUCACAGCCCCCCAACAAUGUCAAUGAUGAUGUGCCUCCAGAUGCAGGCAGUAAAUUUACCCCUAUCACCGCCAAAUCAGAUGGCAUGUCCAGGUCCGCUACAAACCCUACAAAUAUGGAGGUUGAUUCUCCUCAAGAUGAUGAUCAAAAAAGACAGACUACUGUUAACCAUGUACUGUCAACUCCUGUGAUGACCAACUCCUCACAUGAUACAUACACGUGCCAGUACUGUGAAAGGAAUUUCAAAGACAAAAAUCAGAUGCAGAUGCAUGAAAAACAACACCUAAAGGGAUAUGAAAAUUUAGAAGCCGUCCAGUAG
Messenger RNA from Acanthosepion pharaonis, 7704 nucleotides. NCBI's taxonomy places the organism in Eukaryota, Metazoa, Mollusca, Cephalopoda, Sepiida, Sepiidae. The record is from the annotation of a GenBank genome assembly.